AUGGCACCCCUCAACUAUCUUCGAUCAACCAUUCGAGCGAAUAUAGAAUUAAAUUCAGCCGUCAGCGUCAGCGUUAGUGUUAGUGCCACUACCUCACAGGAAGUGCAAUACCAAAGACCAUAUAUAGAUCAGAGUCAAAUCAAUGAUAACUCCAAACGUCAAAUAACUUUAGACGUAUCCACACCUACACGUACCUCCGCCACAAACGCCAACACGACCCGACGAACUGCUAAUCCCACCCUCAAUGACCUAUCACCUGAACCCACUACCACUCGCGCAGCUGCAGCAGCUACUGCACCGUCAAUCAGAACUACGAGAUCUGCCAAUCCCACCAUUGUCGGAAAUCUCGAAAUCGGCAGUAGCAGUGAUACCAGAACUGCAAAUGAUGAUGCAGCAACUUCAACCGAAGGUGAUGCAAACUCCUCAUCCACAUCCACAUCAUUUACUCGAACAACCACUAUCCACUCUUCUUCUUCUUCUUCCGACAAAUCAGCCUCAUCGUCCUCAGUAUCUAAAUCAGGCACAAACAGUUCAAAAGAAAGUGAAAGUGAAAGUUCGAUCCUUUCUUCGGCAGUGGCCACCACAAACUUAUCGUGGUGGCAGCUAUUAGCUUUGAUCAUCUGCGGUAUAUUAGCGUUGUCCGUGGGAAGUUGGUUGUUCUUCAGACAUCAGCAGAGAAGGAGGAAUGAGAGACAGCAGAAAAAAAAGGAAGAGAUGGAGAAUGAGAUAAAGAGAAAAAAAGAGAUGAAAGAUGAUCAACGUUUCAAAGCAUUGGCUUUUGGACAUAACUCUCGAAGAGGGAGAGGAAGGGGGAGAUAUGAUAGUGAUAGUGAUGCGUAUGAGGAUUAUUGGACAGAGGAGUAUAGUGAUGAAGGUACGAUUCGACCUUCUCGUCGACGUAGAAGACGUGGAGAUCCUCCUCGUCGAUAUCGUCGUGAUGAUAGAAGGAGAAGGAGAGAUGAGUAUAGUGAUGAUGAUGAGACAUAUAGUAGAAGUAUUGAACCGAAAUCUGCAUUUUCUUUCCGACCCAGUCCAUCUACCCCAUCCGGAACAGGUCAAGGUUUGAAAUCAGCUUUGACUAAGAAAAAGGGGUUUAGAGAUUCGGUAUUUUCAACAUAUACGAGCAUGAAGAAAGCUGCUAUCAAACAUAAAUACGUAGAGGCGAAAAUCAAAUUGGAUGAACAAUUGAAACAGGAAGAGGAGUUGGAGAAUCAGAGGAAGAUGAAAGUUUUACAGGCUAAUAGGGAGAUUGAAGAGUUCAAUAGAGCGGAGAUGCAAAGGAAAGCCACUAUGGAAUUAGCAAAUGAGGGGAGUGGGAAUAGGGCGGGAAUAGGAGCACAUAAUGAUAUCCCGAGGCCACUUCAUGGACAACAGCAACAGCCACAAUGGGGAUUUGCGAAUGGUACUCGAAAUGAUAAUGAUUGGAAUGGAAAUGGGAGUGCCAAUGGAAAUAUCAAUGGGAUCAACGGGAAUGAUCAGAAAUGGUCGAGUAGGAAUGGUGAACCCAGUCGAGGUAAACUCUUAAUCCCACCGGUCCCCCGUCGACCAUCCAAGACACACUCAACUCAUGAGAUACCCACAGCUGCAUUACUCCCCUAUCAAUCUUCCCCAAAGAGAGAAAGGAGCCAUUCGUUAGAUGGCGAAAUAUCCAAUUUACUCGGUAAAUCUUCUUCUUCCUCUUCUUCGAUUGAUCGACCUAAGCCCAGUAGACAAGAUGCCAGUAGAGACGAUAAAAGAAAGGGAGUUUUGAAGAAGCCUUCAACCGAGGUUGAGAUUGCACGACCAAAACCAACUUAUCAACCUUCCAUAUCUUCUUCAGCUUCAUCGGGAUUCAGCAGUUUGAGGGAGGGUAGUGAGCGACCGAUAACGAAAAAGGGAUAUACAAAUCCUUUUCAAAUUGAUUGGUUGAACCAACCAUCUACUGCUGUUUCGUCACCUAUUGAAGUAGAAGAAGCUCCCUCGAUUUCUCCCAGGUAUCAACCUCGAGAGGAUGUAAGUGUUGGUAUGAGACAUCCUUAUGAGAGACCGGUUUUGCCGAGACAGAGACAGGGAGCAGAUGCAACUGCUGGAGCAGUCAGUCUGAGAGGUAAGGGAAGUGUAGGAUUUGGUCUAGGCGAGGACGAUAUGGGUAUGAGCACGAGCGAUGCAAAGGGAGAUGGUAAGAAAUGGGCCAAUAGGUUGAGAGAGAGAAGGUAA
Messenger RNA from Kwoniella mangroviensis CBS 8507, 2196 nucleotides. RefSeq lists its product as uncharacterized. NCBI's taxonomy places the organism in Eukaryota, Fungi, Basidiomycota, Tremellomycetes, Tremellales, Cryptococcaceae. The transcript is spliced from 2 exons. The coding region runs from base 1 to 2196 and encodes 731 amino acids. The record is from RefSeq and is a predicted model, not a curated record.